This is a messenger RNA of Drosophila suzukii, 373 nucleotides long. It is a transcript of the gene gdl-ORF39, whose product is annotated as gdl-ORF39. NCBI's taxonomy places the organism in Eukaryota, Metazoa, Arthropoda, Insecta, Diptera, Drosophilidae. The record is from RefSeq and is a predicted model, not a curated record.
CUUAGUCAUAAGCAGCAUCGAUUUCAAAUCGUACAAGUCACAUAUUUUCACGCUCUAGUACAAUAAAAAUAUAUAAAUACAUUUAAAAUAUAUUACGUUUCGCGCCUUUUACUGAUCUAUUGAUAUGUGGGCUACCAAUGUAAUUGUGGUCACACUGUUGCUGCUGCAUCUGGCAACCCUGGCGAUGAGCUGCUCUUGUGGCGAAGGCGCGAAUUUUGAAUGCGGAUGCACAAAACAAGUUGGUGCUCCUCUCUAAACCAGCAGGUGUAAGUGAUAUAAAUUUUCUUCCUCUUCGAUUCCCAAACAUCAUCGUUACCGAUGUUUUGAAAACAUCGAUAUUUCUCCCACCUCUAAUGCGGAUGCACAAGAAGCC